CGUGCGUAGCCUUGAGCCGGCAACAAGCACGCAACACCGGAGGAAUACUGCGUAGAAAGGAGCCUUUUCCUAAAAUUAAUAAUUUCACGCCAUAAUAAUGGCUCCACGUCGUAAGCGUGUCGCCACAGCCAAGUCUGCCGAGACAACGGCCAAAAAGGCGAAGCCAGAAGAGAAUGCACUCAAAAGUCCAGUGGAAGCAAACGAAAGUUCCAAUGAUGGAGCUUACGUAUUCAUCGAACACUGCAAAUCAUGAUCCGUGUUCAAGCGCAAGGCUGCCGAGGUCCACUCGGAACUGUGCGAGCUUGCGCCGGAACACAAUCUGCAGCUUGUGUUGAACGAGAGCGGAAAACCGCGCCGGGGAGCUUUCGAGAUUUCCAUCGCAAAGUCGACGGACGGUGAGAAAGUUCUGGUUUGGUCCGGAAUGUCGAAAGGACCACCGAGGAAGGAAAAAUUCCCGGAAGCAAAGAGCAUCCUUGAUGAUGUUCUCAAGGCGUUGAAGUAAGGGCACUAGGAUCGAUUGACUGGUAAUGCGAUAGUGGGCGCAUUUUUCAUUCUACGAAAUGGUACGCCGUAUGACGAAGCAAGAGCAAACCCUACGUGGGACUCGUGUUUCUGAAGCUUUGCGAACAUUUUUCGACAGAAUGGUGUGGCUGACUGACGUGUUACCAAGCUGGACCAUCCGAUUAAAAGUACAAAGUUACGAAAUAAACUCAGGAUCACUGUUGUUACA
Molecule: messenger RNA, 730 nt
Organism: Anopheles moucheti
Lineage: Eukaryota; Metazoa; Arthropoda; Insecta; Diptera; Culicidae
Product: selenoprotein H-like
Exons: 2
Cellular component (GO): Golgi apparatus
Source: RefSeq, a predicted model, not a curated record